This is a messenger RNA of Micropterus dolomieu (smallmouth bass), 1239 nucleotides long. RefSeq names its product histidine-rich glycoprotein-like. The coding region runs from base 1 to 1239 and encodes 412 amino acids. Lineage: Eukaryota; Metazoa; Chordata; Actinopteri; Centrarchiformes; Centrarchidae. The transcript is spliced from 2 exons. The record is from RefSeq and is a predicted model, not a curated record.
AUGAUCCAUGCAGUACUGCAGCUGCGCCGCCACGCAACUUUUCAGAAUUCUUCCCUUUCACGGAGAAAAGAAAGCAUCCCGCACUUCGACCACCAUCACUCCAACAUCCCGCACUUCAACCACCAUCACUCCAACAUCCCGCACUUCGACCACCAUCACUCCAGCAUCCCGCACUUCGACCACCAUCACUCCAGCAUCCCGCACUUCGACCACAAUCCCUCCAACAUCCCGCACCUCAACCACCAUCACUCCAACCUCCCACACUUCAACCACCAUCACUCCAACAUCCCUGACUUCGACCACCAUCACUCCAACAUCCCGCACUUCAACCACCAUCACUCCAGCAUCCCGCACUUCGACCACCAUCACUCCAACAUCCCGCACUUCAACCACCAUCACUCCAACAUCCCGCACUUCGACCACCAUCACUCCAGCAUCCCGCACUUCGACCACCAUCACUCCAGCAUCCCGCACUUCGACCACAAUCCCUCCAACAUCCCGCACCUCAACCACCAUCACUCCAACCUCCCACACUUCAACCACCAUCACUCCAACAUCCCUGACUUCGACCACCAUCACUCCAACAUCCCGCACUUCAACCACCAUCACUCCAGCAUCCCGCACUUCGACCACCAUCACUCCAACAUCCCGCACUUCAACCACCAUCACUCCAACAUCCCGCACUUCGACCACCAUCACUCCAGCAUCCCGCACUUCGACCACCAUCACUCCAGCAUCCCGCACUUCGACCACAAUCCCUCCAACAUCCCGCACCUCAACCACCAUCACUCCAACCUCCCACACUUCAACCACCAUCACUCCAACAUCCCUGACUUCGACCACCAUCACUCCAACAUCCCUGACUUCGACCACCAUCACUCCAGCAUCCCGCACUUCAACCACCAUCACUCCAGCAUCCCGCACUUCGACCACCAUCACUCCAGCAUCCCGCACUUCAACCACAAUCCCUCCAACAUCCCUGACUUCGACCACCAUCACUCCAACAUCCCGGACUUCGACCACCAUCACUCCAACAUCCCACACUUCAACCACCAUCACUCCAACAUCCCUGACUUCGACCACCAUCACUCCAACAUCCCGCACUUCGACCACCAUCACUCCAACAUCCCGCACUUCGACCACCAUCACUCCAACAUCCCGCACUUCAACCACCAUCCCCCUUACCACCCGCACUUCAACAACCAUCUCUUCAAUAACCCGCACUUCGACCACCAUUGA